UUAUUUUAAAUUUGGUUGGAGGUUUCAGUAUCUUGUGCUUUUAGUUAGUUUAUUCCUGUUUGCUUCUUUAAAAAGUGUCUUAAAAUUAAAAUCAAUCAUCACUCUCAACCAGCUCCCACAAACUCCAUGGCUUCUCUACCGCUACAAGACAGAGUUGCAAUCGUCACCGGCUCCUCUCGAGGAAUCGGACGAGAGAUCGCGCUUCACCUAGCUUCACUCGGCGCCAGACUCGUCAUCAACUACACAUCCAACGCCAACCAAGCUGACUCAGUCGCCGCCGAGAUCAACAACAACCAAACCACUCCACGAGCCAUCACCGUCCGCGCCGACGUAUCCGAUCCAGACGGCGUGAAGUCUCUCUUCGACUCCGCUGAGAAGACCUUCAACUCACCGGUUCACAUCCUGGUUAACUCCGCCGGCGUCCUCGACGCCGAGUACCCUACCAUAGCAAACACCUCCGUGGAGAGCUUCGACCGCAUCAUUAACGUAAACGCAAGGGGAGCGUUUCUCUGCGCGAAGGAGGCGGCGAACCGAUUGAAGCGCGGCGGAGGAGGGAGAAUCAUACUGCUAACAUCGUCACAGGUGGCGGCGUUGAAGCCUGGUUUCGGUGCUUAUACGGCGUCAAAGGCGGCUGUAGAGGCGAUGACGAAGAUUCUGGCGAAGGAGCUGAAGGGGACGGGGAUUACAGCGAACUGUGUGGCUCCCGGGCCUAUUGCGACGGAGAUGUUUUUCCAUGGGAAGACGGAAGAGACGGUGAAGAAAACGGAAGAAGAGAGUCCGUUUGGUAGAAUUGGUGAGACCAAAGAAAUUUCUCCUGUUGUUGGAUUUUUGGCCACUGAUUCUGCUGAAUGGGUCAAUGGUCAAAUUAUUCGUGUCAAUGGUGGCUAUGUUUAGGGUUACAAUUUGAGUCUCUGCAAUGAAUGGAGUAAUUUCCCAUUCGAUUUCAAUUAAUCCAAAUGUGUAAUGUUUUCAAUAUUCACAAGAUAUUGGGAUAUAAUAAGCUUAAUGAGUAAUGGAAAUCUUUUUACUA
This is a messenger RNA of Lathyrus oleraceus (garden pea), 1030 nucleotides long. RefSeq names its product NADPH-dependent aldehyde reductase-like protein, chloroplastic. The transcript has a single exon. NCBI's taxonomy places the organism in Eukaryota, Viridiplantae, Streptophyta, Magnoliopsida, Fabales, Fabaceae. Bases 127 to 894 code for a protein of 255 amino acids. Gene Ontology annotation, molecular function: oxidoreductase activity. The record is from RefSeq and is a predicted model, not a curated record.